This is a messenger RNA of Pezoporus flaviventris, 1400 nucleotides long. RefSeq names its product BRCA1/BRCA2-containing complex subunit 3 (gene BRCC3). Bases 29 to 814 code for a protein of 261 amino acids. Gene Ontology annotation, molecular function: metallopeptidase activity; polyubiquitin modification-dependent protein binding; cysteine-type deubiquitinase activity. Gene Ontology annotation, biological process: double-strand break repair. The transcript is spliced from 8 exons. The record is from RefSeq and is a predicted model, not a curated record. Gene Ontology annotation, cellular component: BRCA1-A complex; BRISC complex. NCBI's taxonomy places the organism in Eukaryota, Metazoa, Chordata, Aves, Psittaciformes, Psittacidae.
GGAAGACGGGGGGGUGGCUGGUGUUAAGAUGGCGGUGCAGGCCGUGUACCUGGAGGCUGACGCCUUCUUGGUGUGCUUGAACCAUGCGCUGAGCACCGAGAAGGAGGAGGUCAUGGGGCUCUGCAUCGGCGAGGUUGACACCAGCCGCAUCGUGCACAUCCACUCCGUGAUCAUCCUGCGCCGCUCGGAUAAGAGAAAAGACCGUGUAGAAAUAUCACCAGAGCAGCUUUCAGCUGCCUCUACUGAAGCGGAGAGGUUGGCUGAAAUGACGGGACGUCCCAUGAGAGUUGUGGGCUGGUAUCACUCUCAUCCUCACAUUACUGUCUGGCCAUCACAUGUUGAUGUGCGCACACAAGCCAUGUAUCAGAUGAUGGACCAAGGUUUUGUAGGGCUUAUCUUUUCCUGCUUCAUUGAGGACAAAAACACAAAGACAGGCAGGAUUCUCUACACCUGUUUCCAGUCCAUUCAGGCCCAAAAGAGCUCCGAAUAUGAAAGGAUCGAAAUUCCUAUUCAUGUUGUCCCCCAUGAAACCAUUGGGAAGGUGUGUCUGGAAUCAGCUGUAGAGCUGCCCAAGAUCCUUUGCCAAGAAGAACAAGAUGCUUACAGAAGAAUUCACAGCCUCACCCAUCUAGACUCCGUAACCAAGAUUCAUAAUGGCUCAGUGUUCACAAAGAACCUCUGCAGCCAGAUGUCAGCCAUCAGUGGGCCACUGCUUCAGUGGCUGGAGGACAGACUAGAGCAGAAUAAACAGCGGGUGCAGGAUCUGCAGCAGGAGAAGGAGCAGCUCCUGGAGGAACUCGCUGCUUUAGAAUGAAAGAGAAAAUGCAGCCCCUUCAGAAAAGAGACAUGAGAGAAACUCUACAAGACCUACAUCUGGCUGAAGGGUGGCCCGACAUUGCCUUACAGAGAAGAUGCUAGCUAUGCCUCUUCUUGCCCCAGGCAGCAAAGAGCACUUCUACAGGAUAAGGGUUAUCUGCCCCACCUUGAUGGAAAGCAGUGGUAUCUCUCCAGGUGAUGCACGAUGCAGUGCAAUCACAGCUCAGUAGUGCGGUUGGGCAGCACCUGAAGGUACAUCAGUUCUGGAGAGCACACACCUAGGGAACAUGCUGUUUCUCCCUCCCCUGUGUUUUGACAGAAGUCUUGUUGCUUUACAUGUAUUCCAGGAGCCUAGAACAGGAGGGUUAGAGAGGAACAAUAUGUCCCUGCAGUCAUAGCUGAUGCUGCCAACUUCUGCCUUCUUUUAGUAGCUUCAGUUGACUGUGAUCUAGUAACAGAUUACUGGUUAUCCACCCAGGCAGGUAGGAGGUGGGAGGGAAGCUUGGGAGGAAACCUGGAAGAACUUUGACAGUAGUAUCUGUGUUCAGCAUACUUGAAACCAAAUAAAGAAUUCCAAAGCCAGA